CCACUUUCAACUCUCGCGCUCUGGAAGUUUUUGCUUUGGCGGUUAAACUCGAUUCAUUCCCAAUUCCCAAACACAACACGCCAGUCACCACCCCACUCUACUCUCUACAGCUCCAGCCAUAUGAUUCAUCGUCUUCCCUAAUCUCAUCCCUAAUCCGAAAACCCUCGCUCGAUCGAUUCACCUUCGAAACCUUAGAACAAGAAGCACUCCCGGCGAGACUCUUCUCUUCGCCGUCGAGAAUGUCCGGCGACACCAAAUUCAGCGUUCUCGUCAGCCUCUUCAACUGGAUGCAGAAGAGCAAGUCCUCCGCUCAGAAGCGCUCCAAGUUCCGAAAGUUUCUCGACACCUUCUGCAAGCCCAGCGACUACUUCAGUGCCAUCCGCUUGAUCCUUCCCUCGCUCGAUCGCGAACGCGGCACCUAUGGCCUCAAGGAGUCCGUCCUCGCGACCUGCCUCGUCGACGCUCUCGGCAUGUCCCGGGACUCUGAGGACGCUGUCCGCCUCUUCAACUGGCGCCGCGGAGGCCCCAAGUCCGGUGCCAAUGCUGGCAAUUUUGCUCUCGUCGCCGCUGAGGUGCUGCAACGUAGGCAAGGAAUGGCAUCUGGGGGCCAAACCAUUAAGGAGUUAAAUGAUUUGCUUGACCGUUUGGCAUCGAGUGAAAACAGGUCAGAAAAGACUUCAGUUCUUUCUACUUUGAUAAAGAAGACAAAUGCCCAGGAGAUGAAGUGGAUUAUCAUGAUCAUUCUUAAAGAUCUGAAGUUAGGCAUCAGUGAAAAGAGCAUAUUCCACGAAUUUCAUCCAGAUGCUGAGGAUUUGUUCAAUGUCACCUGUGAUUUGAAAUUGGUCUGUGAGAAGCUUAGAGAUCGUGGCCAACGGCAUAAGCGCCAGGACAUAGAAGUUGGCAAAGCUGUUCGUCCUCAACUUGCAAUGAGAAUUGGAAACGCAGCUGCUGCAUGGAAAAAGCUUCAUGGAAAGGAAGUGGUGGUUGAAUGCAAAUUUGAUGGUGACCGCAUCCAAGUUCACAAGAACGGAUCUGAGAUACAUUUUUUUUCCAGGAAUUUUCUGGAUCACACAGAAUAUGGACCAGGAAUGUCAGACAUCAUAAUCAAUAAUAUUGUGGUUGAUAGAUGCAUCCUUGAUGGUGAGAUGCUGGUUUGGGACAAGUCUGCGAAUCGUUUUGCCGAGUUUGGUUCAAAUCAGGAAAUAGCGAAGGCAGCGAGGGAUGGGCUUGACAGUGAUAGACAGUUGUGCUGUAUCCUUUGGGUGACUUGGCCCAUAUCUUGGAUCUUUCCAUUUGGUUUUGAUGGGUGGAAUGUGCCAAGUAUACUGACAGUAGUAAACCCGUGUCUAAUGAAUUAUGCUGUUAUUCACCAAACCUUGAAGGAAAGACAUGAGCUUCUCCGGAAAGUUGUGAAGCCUUUGAAGGGUCGUUUGGAGAUCUUGGUACCUGAUGAAGGACUCAACAGUCACCGUCCUCCUGGGGAGCCUUGUUGGUCUCUUCUUGCUCAUAAUAUGGAAGAUGUCGAGAGGUUUUUCAAAGAAACAAUUGAGAACAGAGACGAAGGAAUCAUCUUGAAAGAUCUCAGUUCCAAAUGGGAGCCGGGUGAUCGGAGUGGAAAGUGGUUAAAGCUGAAGCCAGAGUAUAUUCAUGCUAGUGCUGACUUGGAUGUUCUUAUCAUAGGAGGAUACUAUGGAUCUGGGCGUCGUGGAGGCGAGGUGGCUCAAUUUUUGGUUGGUCUUGCUGAGUGUCCACCUGCAAACACAUAUCCUAGACGAUUCAUUUCCUUUUGUAGAGUGGGUACCGGACUUUCUGACGAGGAACUCGAGGCUGUUGUUACCAAAUUAAAGCCAUACUUUAGGAAAUAUGAAUUCCCUAAGAAGUCACCACCAAGCUUUUAUCAAGUGACAAACCAUUCAAAGGAAAGACCAGAUGUCUGGAUUGAGAGUCCUGAGAAAUCCAUUAUACUUUCUAUAACUAGUGACAUCCGGACCAUAAGUUCUGAGGUGUUUGCUGCUCCAUACAGUCUAAGAUUUCCGCGAAUUGACAGAGUUAGAUGGGAUAAGGCUUGGCAUGACUGUCUUGAUGUCCAGUCUUUUGUGGAACUAGUACGUUCGAGCAAUGGUACUACACAUGGGGGAAUGGAGUACAAAGGCCGGCUGGCAAGUGGGCUAAAGCGUAAGAGGUCUUCUGAUAAAGGAAAGGGAGAGAAAAGGAACUUGACUAUUGUUCCUUCUCAUUUUAUGCGAACUGACAUUUCUGGCGUCAAAGGGGAAACUCGGAUAUUUUCAAGUUUGAUGUUCUACUUUGUAAAUGUUCCUUCGAACCUUUCUCUUGAUGCGUUGCAUAAAAUGGUUGUUGAGAAUGGUGGCACUUUCUCCAUGAAUCUGAAUGAUUCGGUUACCCACUGUAUUGCAGCUGAAAGCAAGGGGAUCAAGUUUCAGGUGGCAAAACAAAGAAAAGAUAUUAUUCAUUACUCAUGGGUCCUGGAUUCUUGUUCACAAAAAAAGCUUCUUCCUCUGCAGCCAAAGUACUUUCUCUUCCUAUCUGAUAUAUCAAAGAGGAAAUUGCAAGAAGAAAUCGAUGAGUUUUCUGACUCUUACUAUUGGGAUCUUGAACUUGCAGAUAUCAAACAACUUUUAAAUAAUGUGGAAAGAUCAGAAGACCCUCAUCGUGUUGAUUAUUACAAGAAAAAAUUCUGCCCAUCAGAGAAGUGGUCAUGCUUUCAUGGAUGCUGCAUUCACUUCUGUUCUUCAAUGAAGGCAUUAAAACCAGAAUGGGAUCUCUUGUUGAGGCUAAUGCAAAGGAGGUUGGAACUGGAAGUGUUGUGGGGUGGUGGCGAAGUCAGCAAUCAUCUUGGACAUGCUACUCACGUGGUUGUAGUGUCAGAACCUGGAACUUCAGUUGAUAUCGAUACGAUCUUGAGAAGCUUAAAUGCACCUGGGAAACGUCUUCUAAGUAAGAAGAAAUUGCAUGUAGUUGAUUUCAAAUGGUUGGAAGACUGCAUGGAAAGAGGUGGGAAAUUGCCUGAGGAUCCGUAUGACUUGAGAACUACUUGGAUAGAAGAUUCAGGCACUGCCUGGAUAGAAGAGUCAGACACAGGAGUCUGCAAACAUGAGGCUAAUCAAGAGAGGUCAGUUUCGAGCUUGUGCAAAGAGGAGGAACAGUUAUCGUCUUUUGAGGAGGAGGCGGUAGCUUCAGAAGACCAGACUGGUGACAAAAGAAGAAAAGGAAGACCUGCUUCCAUCCGCAGAAAUAGAGGAAAAAGUAGUAGCAGUCAAGCUGUGAGGAAGCGAACACGUCUUGGAAAGAAACCUGCAAAAAUAUCGGGAAAUGAAUCUGAUGGAAGCAGUUCUGCUGCUGAAACAGCGCCCGCAUAUACAAAGAACAAAAAAGACAAUAGAAUUCAUGAAACUUUAAAGGAUGAGAUGGCUGAGAGUCCAGACAAUGUGAAAAUUGAGAUUUUGGAGUCUUUACUAGGAGGCAGGACAGAGGAGUCAAGGUGUGCUGAUCCACGGGAAGGAACGUCAAGCAAUGAUCAGAAAACAGAGUUUGGGGCGAAGCAUGAUGACCAAUACAUCGGGAAGAUGGAAAUUAGGAGUGACCCAGUUGAAGCUAUGCUAUUGGACAUGAUCCCAAGCCUUGGAAUGAGAAAGAUGGAGACAACCGAGCCAUCUGUUGAAAAGGAGAAGCUCCCACUUGAUCCGGUUGAGCAGCCUCAGAAGAAAAAGAGAGUAAGUUAUAAGGAUGUUGCCGGUGAGCUGCUUAAGGAUUGGUAAGACAUUUGUCAUUUUUGCGACUGUAGUGUGCUAAAUUAUUGGGGUAGUUGAUGUAUUAACUUAAAAGAGAGAUGAGGUGUCCAUCCUUCCCAUGGGUGUUAUUGUUUAGCGUAGAGUUUCCUUAAGAGUUUGUAAUUUGUUGGAAGAUUGAUAAGGUGUUUGAUUGUAUCACUCUUUAGCAAUGCAUUUCUAUUUUGCAUGUGCCGAUAGUGAAGUAAUGAGUAAUAAAAUCUCAUGCGCUCGCUCUUUAGGCCCAAAUAACUCUUCUUUGGGACUUGAGGGUCGGCAUUUCUGG
Rhodamnia argentea is the source of this 4071-nucleotide messenger RNA. Its product is annotated as DNA ligase 4. Gene Ontology annotation, cellular component: DNA ligase IV complex. Gene Ontology annotation, biological process: double-strand break repair via nonhomologous end joining; DNA recombination; DNA biosynthetic process. The record is from RefSeq and is a predicted model, not a curated record. Lineage: Eukaryota; Viridiplantae; Streptophyta; Magnoliopsida; Myrtales; Myrtaceae. Gene Ontology annotation, molecular function: DNA ligase (ATP) activity; ATP binding; DNA binding. Bases 240 to 3776 code for a protein of 1178 amino acids. The transcript has 27 exons.